Molecule: messenger RNA, 2793 nt
Organism: Cataglyphis hispanica
Lineage: Eukaryota; Metazoa; Arthropoda; Insecta; Hymenoptera; Formicidae
Product: protein-L-isoaspartate O-methyltransferase domain-containing protein 1-like
Exons: 6
Coding region: 290-2005 (571 amino acids)
Biological process (GO): protein modification process
Cellular component (GO): cytoplasm
Molecular function (GO): protein-L-isoaspartate (D-aspartate) O-methyltransferase activity
Source: RefSeq, a predicted model, not a curated record
UUCACAGCAUUACAUCGUGGUCGUCGUGUCGUGUCGUGUUGUGUCGUGUCGUGUCGUGUUGUCGUGUCGUAUCGUGUCGCAUCGUGUCAUCAACAUAAUAUGCGAGAAACAUUCUCUAUCAUUAACGAAUUAAUAGCAUCGAGUCUUUUCCGCUUUAACGACUCGUCGACUCCAUAUUAUCGACUGUGAGCGUCAUAUUGUGCUUCGAUUUGUGUGGUAAUGCCUGUUAUCUAAUUUUCUAAUUAACGACAACGUGUUGUUACGGUUUGCUCGUUUCACUCGUUAUUCGAUGCGAAAGAGAGGGGCGUUGUUAUCAAUUCUUGAUACUUCGAUAAACAUGGGAGGAGCUGUGAGCAGUGGACAGGACAAUGAUGAAUUAGUGGACAAUUUAAUGGUAUCGGGAUAUAUCAGAACAAAGAUGGUAGAGCAAGUUUUUAGAGCUGUGGAUAGAGCCGAUUAUGUUCUAUCCUUUUGCCGAGAAAGUGCUUACAAGGAUCUAGCAUGGAAACAUGGAAAUAUACACUUAUCAGCUCCCUGUAUAUACAGCGAAGUAUUGGAAGGACUCAGUUUAGAACCAGGCUUAAGUUUCCUAAAUCUUGGAUCGGGAACUGGCUAUCUCAGCACAAUGGCAGGAUUGAUAUUACAACAACAUGGAACAAAUCAUGGCAUCGAAUUGCACGAAGAUUGUUUAAAAUACGCAUACGAAAGAUUGGAAGAGUUUAAGCAAAAGUCUUUGGCUCUAAAUGAGUUUGAUUUUUGUGAACCAAUAUUCGUGCAAGGAAAUUGUCUCAGUGUCAUACCUGGCAGACAAUACGAUAGAGUAUACUGCGGAGCAGCAUGUCCUGAAAGUCAUGAAGUAUUUAUUAAGCAAUUUGUACGUAUUGGAGGUAUAUUGGUAAUGCCUUACGGAGAUCAAUUGUUACGCGUAGAAAGAAUAGAUGAGGAUAUCUGGACACAGGACACAAUGCUUCCUGUAUCGUUCGCAACUCUAGUCAUACCUCCAGCCUCAGAACACAAUUUAUUUCAUCUACCGGAAUGCAAUCCUCUACCUCUGCAAGAGUUAUGUCGUGGUAGGAUUCGACAUUAUUUACGUCAAAAUAUCUGGCGCGAACAUCCUGAUCUCGAGACCGAGAAGCCUGUAGUACCGGUGCAGCAAAGACAGGCUCUGCAACAACGUACCCUCAGACGUUUCGUAAUACCCAUCUUCGAGGAAUCUGAUGAGGCCUUAACCGACGACGAACAAGAAAUUGGACGAGCGCGUUUCUUGUUGAAUGCGCGUCUCGCUGAUGCACAUCCUGGAGAAGCUAUUACGACGACUUUGCAAUUAGUACGAGCCGUAAUACAACCGAAUCAGAACGAUCAGAACGAAGAAAAUCAACGAGUUUCGAGCAACGUUAGCGAAGAUACUCGAGACGCAGCUGUGACCACGAGUUUUCAGAUACGUCAACAAAGGCGAAGAUCAUCCGUGAGGAAUUCAACUUCAAGUACAAGCCCAGAUGGCAUAAGCGCCGCAGGACACAGUUCCACUACUGUAACUGCGGAUAUAAACGACAAUGAGGAGAACGAAAGAGAUGCAGGAAAAUCGGCAACCGCGUAUUCUAACAUGAGUGACAGCGAGAGUGAUGCCGAGCAGGAGAACGCUUUCAUGCAACGCAAAAAAAUCGCGAAACGCGAGAAGACGGAUAGCGGUAUAGUGGACGAUAUGAAUUUUAGUAAUGAGGACGGUAGUUCUAGCUCAAACACCAAUCACUCCGAUUCCGAUAUUACGGAUACAACGGACACGGGCGAUGCGAUGGACGUGGAGCUACCAGACACGGCUUACAGCUCUUGUAGAAGUACAUACGGCUCUCGCUCCACGUCGAAAGAAUUUACCUCCCGCAAAAACGCAACUGUCGUGCACUUUGUAGACAGUAAUGCGUUCGCUGUUUACAUGAGGGAAAAGAUACAACAGUUACCAUUGCCUUUUUCAAUAAAGCUGUACAUGAAUUAUAAUCGUAAGUUAUAAGCGCAUCACAUUAUUCUUAUUAAAAAAAAAAAAAAUAUAUCACAUUUAUUACGCAAUGAUUUUACACUGUUUUUUUUUUCUCUCGUGUAUGCAUUUCGCGAACUUGUAUAAUCUAUAGCGAGUUCCAUCAUCCCGAAUGAUGUUUUUAAUACAAAUUCCAAUCUCGAGCUAUUAUGUUUUGUGUAUCUUACGAUGCCACUUAAUCGCUACUGAUAUACCUUAUGUCGUUUGCAGAUAAGGAAUCCUCGACAUAUGACCUUUUGCCAAUAUUGAGUUAUCCUAUUAUCACCCCUACACCCCAAAUUUUUUUUUUUUUUCAUUCUAUCGAUAUUGUUAUUUUAUUGAUAUUAUAUUGAUAUUAUUUGCCUUUAUGUAACAAGUAGAAAAACAAAGUGUAUAUAAAAUUAAGAUAAUUAGGAAUAAGAUUAUUAGAAAAAUUUUUUAAGAUAUCCCAGUUUUUUGAGUUACAUAUUACUUGAUAAACUUUACAAAAUAAAUCUCGGCGCCAAGAUCAAAUGCGAUGUUUUAAAAAAACGUAUCUCAAAAUUUUGUCAAUUCUGAACUGCCAAGGAUAUUGAAGAAUUGGAUAUAAAAAAAUAUGGGAACAUAUAUGAUAUAAGAUUUUUUUUUACCGAUUCGAAACGGGAAACAAGCGGGAUUGUAUAAAGUAACGAAGCUUGAAUAAACCACCCGCAGAAAAAUCGUAAGCCAUAUUACGAAAGUUUCGUUUCUUCACACUAUUUUUACGAUUCAACAAAGGUAUAUAAAUCUUUGAGAUGGCGCCAAAA